Chrysochloris asiatica (Cape golden mole) is the source of this 1203-nucleotide messenger RNA. RefSeq names its product UDP-GlcNAc:betaGal beta-1,3-N-acetylglucosaminyltransferase 9 (gene B3GNT9). Gene Ontology annotation, molecular function: hexosyltransferase activity. The record is from RefSeq and is a predicted model, not a curated record. Gene Ontology annotation, cellular component: membrane. Bases 1 to 1203 code for a protein of 400 amino acids. The transcript has a single exon. Lineage: Eukaryota; Metazoa; Chordata; Mammalia; Afrosoricida; Chrysochloridae.
AUGCGGCGGAGGCUGCGCCUACGUGGGGACGCUGCGCUCACGCUGCUCCUCGGCGUCACCCUCGGCCUUCUGCUCUACGCGCAGCGGGACGGCGCGGCCCGGACGACGAGUGCGUCGCCCGCACUAGAGCAGGCGGUGCAGAGGCCCAACCUGGUGCACCGCUCAUUCCAGCCACUAGACACGGCUGCAGCUCCCGUGUUCUACGACGAGGACACACCGGCACCGCCCACGCCCACGGAACCCUUUGACUUUGACCACUACCUACGUGCCAAGGAUCAGCGGCGCUUUCCGCUUCUUAUUAACCAGCCGCACAAGUGCCUUGGCGAUGGAUUACCCGGUGGCCGACCCGACCUGCUCAUCGCUGUCAAGUCGGUGGCUGCAGACUUCGAGCGGCGCCAAGCCGUGCGCCAGACAUGGGGCGCUGAAGGCCGAGUGCAGGGGGCGCUCGUGCGCCGAGUGUUCUUGCUGGGCGUGCCACGGAGCGCGGGCACGAACGGGGCUGAUGAGAUGGAUACUCAAGCGCACUGGCGCACCCUGCUGAGCGCUGAAAGCCGGGCCUAUGCCGACAUCCUGCUCUGGGCCUUUGACGACACUUUCUUCAACCUAACGCUCAAGGAGAUCCACUUCCUGACCUGGGCCUCAGCCUUCUGUCCCGAUGUGCGCUUCGUUUUUAAGGGUGAUGCCGAUGUCUUUGUGCACGUGGUUAAUCUGCUGGAAUUCCUGACCCCGCGGGACCCGUCACAGGACCUGCUUGCAGGUGAUGUGAUUAUGCAAGCUCGACCAAUCCGAGCGCGGGACAGCAAAUACUACAUCCCCGAGGCAGUGUAUGGCCUGUCUGCCUACCCAACCUACGCAGGUGGUGGUGGCUUCGUCCUUUCAGGGGCCACACUGCGCCGACUGGCUAGCGCCUGUGCCCAAGUGGAGCUCUUCCCCAUUGAUGACGUCUUUUUGGGCAUGUGUCUUCAGCGCCUGCAACUCACACCAGAGUCUCACCCAGCUUUCCGCACUUUUGGCAUCCCCCAGCCUUCAGAGGCGCCACACCUGCGCACCUUUGACCCCUGCUUUUACCGAGAGCUGGUCCUGGUGCAUGGGCUCUCUGCUGCUGACAUCUGGCUUAUGUGGCACCUCUUGCAUGGGCCUCGGCGGCCAGUCUGUGCUCAUCCACGGCCUGCCGCUGCAGGACCCUUCCGAUGGGGCCCCUAG